Messenger RNA from Strongylus vulgaris, 339 nucleotides. NCBI's taxonomy places the organism in Eukaryota, Metazoa, Nematoda, Chromadorea, Rhabditida, Strongylidae. The record is from the annotation of a GenBank genome assembly.
AUGACAUUGUGGUUGGUCGUUCGUCUUCUAUUUGUUGCUUGCGGUUUUUAUGCCCGAGCUGAAGACUCGCAACUGCUCAACACAUUUUCCGCUCAGCUCAUCAGCCGAUUUGAGGAGCAGUCAAGAGCAGAAUUGCUUGACGAGCCUUUUGAAAAUGUUAAAUCGAACAUUCGAGUGAAGUCCGAAUAUCCGCAAGAGGCAUUGAGUUCAGCAAAGAAGAAGUUGGAACAGCUCUUUGCUGAUAGGACUAGAGCCCUCCAGACUUUUUACUACAUAUUUUCUUACAAACUAUUUCUUGCAAAAUUCUUAGACAAAGUUUUGUUGUCAAAUAUUGAUUAG